Messenger RNA from Pogona vitticeps (central bearded dragon), 1719 nucleotides. Lineage: Eukaryota; Metazoa; Chordata; Lepidosauria; Squamata; Agamidae. The record is from RefSeq and is a predicted model, not a curated record.
UCCUCCAGCGCGCAUGCGCGUCCCUAACGGGCUCUCGCUCGCUCGCUCGCUCUCCCUCCCUCCUCUCCUCCCCAAGAUGGCGGCGGCCAGGAGCGGCGAGGCGGUCUGUGGCGAUGGCCCGGCGGGAGGCAGCGGCGGCGGCCCCGGCGCCCUCAAGAGGACCCACCUGGGCAUCCCGGAGGCCGUCUUCGUGGAAGAUGUAGAUUCUUUUAUGAAGCAGCCAGGAAAUGAGACAGCAGAUACAGUGCUGAAGAAAUUGGAUGAACAGUAUCAGAAAUAUAAAUUUAUGGAGCUUAACCUAGCCCAGAAGAAAAGAAGGUUAAAAAAUCAAAUUCCUGAAAUUAAGCAGACAUUAGAAAUCUUAAAACACAUGCAAAAGAAAAAGGAAUCUACAAAUGUAAUGGAAACCAGAUUUUUAUUGGCAGACAAUCUCUAUUGUAAAGCUUCAGUUCCUCCUACAGAUAAAGUUUGUCUGUGGUUGGGGGCCAAUGUAAUGCUGGAAUAUGAUAUCGAUGAAGCCCAGGCUUUGCUAGAAAAAAAUCUCUCCACGGCCACAAGAAACCUUGAGUCGCUAGAGGAAGAUCUGGAUUUUCUUAGGGAUCAGUUCACAACUACAGAAGUCAAUAUGGCUAGAGUUUAUAACUGGGAUGUAAAGCGACGGAACAAGGACGACCCUUUGAAAAGCAAAGCAUAGUUCAGGCAGUUUUAAAAAGCAGUUUCAAUUUCCAAAGUAUUUUCUUAUUUUUUAAAAUGGUCCCCUGGUUCCGCCUUCAAAGGACUAUGUUUAAUUUAACCACUUCAGUCAAUUACAUAACAAACAAAAAACCCACCCUAAAAUGAUUGUGAGCCUCACUUUAUUUAUUUAUAAGCCUUUAUUGGGUUCUGUGCAUGCUUUGUGAAGUCACCAUGGGUUGGGAAACGAGCCGUGGAGGAUGUGGUUUUGUUGGCCUCAUAGCAAAGGGUUUGUCUAACUAAGCGACAUGCGUUACGGACUUUUAAGUCUCAGACAUUUUGGCAGGCCACUGUGCUUUGUUAAAGGAUUCACUUGUACGUUUGAUGGGGGAGGCCAAAAAAAUCUCAACAGGGAGAGAUACGGUAGCACUAAGGGGAAUAUAGUUCAUUGCAGUCACUCCUCUAGAAGCGUUCUCCAUUGAGUUCUGUUCUGAACCAUGACUGGUGUAGGCACUUCACAUUCACCCACAUGCUUAAGAGCGGGCAAGAUUAAAUCAUUGAAUAAACAGCACAACCUGUUAAUGUGGCUAUGCUCAGUUCUGUCUUUCUGUAAAAACUCUGCUCACUCAUCUAAGUUUGUAAAAAUGGGGGCGUCCAGAAACUUAACAGCCUGCUGUACUCAAGCAUCGUGCUCGCCAUCCUUUCUGUCUCGUUCCGGUGUCUUCUUGAUUGCAGAGAGACUUGGUGAAACCUGCAUUUAAAUGUGGAUGGUGUGUGAAAGAGCCUUGGCAUCGGUUGUUAUCAGGUGGAGCAUCGUUCCCAUGUUGCUUGUUAUUUCGCUUUGCAAAAGGGUUGCCUUGACACUUCCUCCUUCCUUUGAAACCACCGUGCAACACCUGAGGGUCACAAGAGCAGCAUAGCCGGCAAUGCAGGUUUCCUUUCCGAAACAAAUGUUUGUUGUGUUCUAGUCUCAUGUAAUAAACAACACCUGUAAAGUUUUUUGUACUUUUAUUUCGUUAUAUUAAAGACGGUGAAACUUAAAACAUU